GGAAUCUUCGCCCGGUGGGAAUCCAUGCUCGCGCUCUUCGUCGAAGGUUCACCAGAAAACCUCACUUUUACCGGUAGGCCGAAUCAAAUAAUGGACACUCGCAAUUCGGCAAAGACAACACCAUAAAAGUUCCACCAUGAGGACGCCAGAGCCCACGUCAAAGCGCAUCCGUGUUUCUCCGAAAGCCUUGGACAAUGACGAGGCAGCUCCGGUGCAGGACUUGACCGGACGAUCUUGUUUUGGAUUGAAGCGGGAAGACGACGAGGAUUCAAAUACAUCUAUUGCGACAGCUACACAGUGUAUUGCUCCCAAGCUGGACAAGAUCCCUCACUUGUUCAUUGUGGAUCUCCAGAAAGGAAGCACCGAUGAUGUUGUUGCUGCUCUGAAACAGAUUAGUCACUUGGUCAAUGCAAAGGAUUCAGACAAUCCAAGUGACCCUGCUGUCAAAAACUGGAAGGAAAUGCAACAGCUUGGACCAAUGACUUUGGUGGUUCUUUGUAUGCAAAAGUGGCCCAAGGCCCAAUCCAUCCAGGUUUGGUCCUGCAUUGCUCUUGCCAACAUGCUCGAUGUCUCAUAUAGCUGCGGUGGGGGGAGAGCAGCAAUGGCCAAUUCGGGGGGGGUGGAAGCGGUUUUGAGCGCCUUGAAGACCUUUCUAGACUCUGCCCAGCUUCAGAGUGAGGCAUUGCGAGCUCUCCAGAACUUCUUCACGUGCAAACAAUCGGAUGGGGAGUCGAAAGUCGUGUUGGCCAACUUUGCCGGUCGUUUCAUUGAACUCGAGGGCAUUUCACUUGUCGUUCAAACAACAAAACGAUUCCAUGACAAUGUGGAUUUGCUGUUUGCCAGUUGUGGUCUUUUGUACAACCUGUCCCUCCUGGAGAAGCAUCACGAUGAAUUGGUGAAACAUGGAGCAGUAGAGGCUGUAGCUUCGAUUCAGAAAAGACAUUUUGGCAAUGAGGAGCUGAAGAAAGAAGCCGAAGAGUUCCUGGCCAAAAUGUUCACCAAGAAAACCUGAACAAGCUGUGUGUCGGUAGGUCCAUACCCUCACUGAUUGGCUGUUCUUUUUGUCUGACAGAAAGACGAGAAAUGCGCCUGAAGGAUACCUGUAGAUCCCUGCUUGAUUUGUUGCCAUUCGUUAUAGUGCCACUAAUAGUAUCCCCUAGUAUCCCCAAGCAGUGGCCGUGCCGCUUCUUUUCGUCAUGUUGGGUUGACAAGGGUUCCGUUUCGGCAUUAGAUAUUUGAAGGAAGGACUCGACUCCAUUGGACAUGCUAAUCCCACG
Messenger RNA from Seminavis robusta, 1277 nucleotides. NCBI's taxonomy places the organism in Eukaryota, Bacillariophyta, Bacillariophyceae, Naviculales, Naviculaceae. The record is from the annotation of a GenBank genome assembly.